AUGAAGAUGAGUGUCUCCAUGACAAUGGAGGAUGUGUUCACUUGUGCAUGAAUACACCAGGAAACUACUCAUGUCUCUGCAGAGAUGGCUUCAUUCUUGCUGCUGAUGGUAAGGACUGUUUAGAUAAAAAUGAAUGUUUUGAAAACAAAGGAGGGUGCCAACACCACUGCAUCAAUACACUAGGAAGUUUUGAGUGUGGUUGCCAUCAGGGAUAUUCGCUGGACACUAACGGGAAGGAAUGUGUCU
This is a messenger RNA of Candidula unifasciata, 246 nucleotides long. The record is from the annotation of a GenBank genome assembly. NCBI's taxonomy places the organism in Eukaryota, Metazoa, Mollusca, Gastropoda, Stylommatophora, Geomitridae.